This is a messenger RNA of Heterobasidion irregulare TC 32-1, 6702 nucleotides long. RefSeq lists its product as uncharacterized. The coding region runs from base 277 to 6444 and encodes 2055 amino acids. Gene Ontology annotation, biological process: carbohydrate catabolic process; nuclear-transcribed mRNA catabolic process, deadenylation-dependent decay. Lineage: Eukaryota; Fungi; Basidiomycota; Agaricomycetes; Russulales; Bondarzewiaceae. The record is from RefSeq and is a predicted model, not a curated record. The transcript has 26 exons. Gene Ontology annotation, cellular component: P-body; CCR4-NOT core complex. Gene Ontology annotation, molecular function: molecular adaptor activity; alpha-amylase activity; calcium ion binding.
AGGAAACAUGUCGGCCGUCACGCUCAUGCUCCAGCAUUUGCAGAAGAGCAUGAAGGACACUUCCGUGUUAGGCAAUUUCUUGGAGAACCAGGAUCUUCCUCGCUGGCAUAAUCUUUCCGUCGAUCCUCAAUCGCUUUAUAAUGCAAUGGCCUUUAAUUUUAUGUCGGAAUUCCGAUCGUCUACUACGGCCAGGAGCAGAGUCUUAGCGGUGCUGCUGAUCCUUUCAACCGUGAAGCUUUGUGGCCGACAGGUUACCAGAAGACUACGGCGUACAACAUGACCGCCACUCUUAACCAGCUUCGCAACUAUCUUGUUCAGACAAGCUGGUUGAACUCUACAACACAAGUAUUGACGACCGAGCCUGACGGUAUUUCUAUCAUGAGAGGAAACGUCAUCACAAUUUUGACGAACAUUGGUUCGCCGCCGGCGAAUAUCAGCAUCAAGGCAUACACGCCUUGGGACAAUAGUUUCGCUUCCACAGACAUUUUCACGUGCACCCAAUGGGCCGUUGGUAGCAAUGGAACGGUGGAAGUUGAGUAUACUAAGGGCGGUGUUCCCGUCAUCCUGGUACCAGAUGCGAUCUUGAAGGGCGCUGCGAUGUACUUUGAGAACGCCGUGCUGUCCCUGUGUCAGCACCCUUCUUUCGAUCACGCGGACUUGUCGCCAUCGCAGGUCGCGAAGUUGUUGUCAAACCUUCUUGUCGCGCCGUCGCUCGAGUCGCCGACGCUGGACGCGACCCAGAGACAGGCGCUGAUCGCAGCGGCACAGGCGAAGUAUGGGUCGGAGACGGUUGCGCCCAUGUUGCACCAGAUUUUUCCGCGUUUGAGUCUACCGCCGGGCACGACCCUCGUUCAGGCGUUCAAUCAAUUUGGGCCUGAGAUUACAAAUGACGUAGACACUGUACGCGCACUAUUGCUUCGGUUCGGUGUGUCCGACUCCAACCCUCCACGGGACGCCCAAGUCAUCGAGUACAUGUCGACAUUGGCUCGGCAAGCGGCGGAGGGCUCGACUCUAGGUGACGUUAAUGCGUUUGUUAGAGCCCUAAGUAGUUAUUCUGUCCCUUUGAACUGGGCCAAUGCCAUCAAAGCAUUCGACAUCCCGGAUCGCAAUGGUGUUGAUACAGCGACUCUCAAGCUGCUGAUUGCCAUCUUGUUGAACAGUCCUCGCGAGGCUGAAGUACAUGCCGUGACUGGUUUCUGGUCAAUGUGGUCUAAUUCCUUGUAUCAAUUACGCCUUCUGGACGCUCUCCUUUCUCUCCCAGCCGACACUUUUAAUUUUGUUACGCUGCCUGGUCGGCGAAUUGUUACGAUGGAUGAUGUUACUAACGCCAGCCCAACGAUUAAGGCCCUCGCUGCGAACGUCCAGGGUCAUACCUGGAACUCCUUGGAUCUUUUCGAAGUGUUGGUCCGCCUGGCGGAUUCGGACUCCGCUGAUAUAAGGAAUUUCGUGCGGGAGAUGUUGGACAAAGCAGUCCGCAUAAGCGCGGAGUUAGUUCACAUGGGAUUGCUUGAGGCUCCUCAAUUGUCCUGGAACGAAAUCCGGCUGGAAUAUUCUCAGAAGCUCCUCAAUAUGUUCUUGGCUGGACACCCUAAUCACCAAUUAGUUUUCAUGCGAAUUUGGCAGAUUCAACCAACUUACCUCACCAACGCUUUCCGCGAUUUCUAUGAGGACAGUCCUCUUAACAUCACCAGAAUCUUGGAUGUUGCACAAGAUUUAAAGAUUUUGGAUGCUCUGUUAGAUGUCCGGCCUUUCGCUUUUGCGCUUGAUGUUGCGGCUUUGGCUUCUCGAAGAGAAUAUCUGAAUCUCGACAAGUGGUUGGCAGACAAUGUUACGGCUCAUGGUGCGGACUUCCUCCACGACGUGAUCGCGUUCUUGGACACAAAAAUGGAGAGCGAGAAAGCAACCAGGAUCUCGGAGGCGGCAGUUGACUCUCGGACCAUGACGCUGAAUCCAUUGACGAUUACCAUAUUUCUUCGCGUCCUCCGUAACAGUGCUAGUAUCAUGCACCCUAACGACGUCGACUAUUGCCUUGAAGUCCGCAACGCCUGCCUCCAGAUACACCCUCGCCUGAUGAACUUGAUUCCUGGCUCUGAUGCCGAGCCAGGCUUCUCCGUGGUCACAUAUGCAUCGGACAUUGAGGUUGAGGUGGAUGGUAUCUUCAAGCAGAUGUAUGACGAACACAUAACCAUCGACGAGGUGAUCGCCAUGCUGCAGCGCAACAAGAAUUCAUCCAAUUCCCGCGACCACGAAAUCUUUUCUUGCAUGCUCCACUUUCUCUUUGAUGAGUAUAAAUUCUUCCAAACAUGGUACCCUCCUCGGGAAUUGGCCAUGACUGGCUACCUAUUUGGGUCCAUCAUCCAGUACGAACUCGUUGACUACAUCCCUCUUGGUAUCGCCAUCCGAUAUGUCAUCGAUGCCUUGAAUUGCUCUCCGGAGACCAAUCUUUUCAAAUUCGGUAUCCAGGCGCUGUCGCGAUUCGAAUCCCGUCUCUCAGAGUGGCAGCCUCUAUGCCAGGCUCUGCUCAGCAUACCCCACCUGCUGGAAGCUCGCCCCGAUCUCGCUGCCAGCAUCCAGCGAGCCCUCGCCAACGCCAACGACAGCUCUAUUAACCCGGCGGAUAUGAGAGCCCUUUCCACUGCUCCCGCGGAACCCCUACCUGUAUUUAAUUCCAUCAAACCCGAUAAGUACGACGACGCCCUGGAGCCGCCUCCGGAAGAGGUUUCGGACAAAAUUCUCUUCAUUGUGAACAAUCUGGCCCCAACAAACUUUGACAGCAAGUUGGAGGACAUGAAGGGCUCCUUCAAAGAUGACUAUGCUCGAUGGUUUGCCAACUAUCUUGUCGAUCAGCGUGUCAGCACGGAGCCCAACAAUCAUCAGCUAUACCUUCGGUUCUUGGACGCUCUCGACAAAGGGACUCUUCUGAAGUUUGUCCUCCAGGAGACGAUUGCAAAAUCGGCGCACUUGUUAAACGCGGAAAAAACGAUGCAGUCGAGCUCCGAACGUGCGAUUCUCAAGAACAUGGGCUCUUGGUUAGGAACCAUCACGCUAGCCCGGGACAAACCGAUCAAGCACAAGAACUUAGGUUUCAAGGAGCUGCUCGUCGAGGGUUAUGACAACGGUCGACUCAUUGUCGCCAUUCCUUUCGUUUGCAAAACGUUGGAGCCCGCGGCGAAGUCGAAAGUGUUUAGACCUCCGAACCCUUGGCUUAUGGCGGUCGUCAGCUUGCUUGCGGAAUUGUACCACUAUGCGGAACUAAAGCUGAACAUGAAGUUUGAAAUCGAAGUGCUCUGCAAAAGCUUGGACAUCGAUCUCGAUACCGUCGAAGCCACCGCGGUCCUGCGUAGUAGGCCUUUCGGCGAUCCGAUGUCAGGGCCUGGUUUACCCGAUUAUGUUGGCGACAUAGACUCCUUGCCCAUGGGCGGCUACGAUCCAUCCGUCCAUAUGCAAGGCGGCUCUUCGUUGUUGGCCCUGGGAUCUGCUAAUGCUACCGACGCUCAGCGUGUAAUUGGAUCUCAAAUCGAAGUCAUCUUGUCGGAUCUCAUUCAGCAUGUCACCGUCAACGCUCAACUCGCACCUUUCUCCACCAACCACACCUUCAAACGCGCUGUUCAACUGGCUGUCGAUCGGUCUGUGCGAGAGAUCAUCCUUCCCGUCGUAGAACGUUCUGUGACGAUUGCGGGCAUCUCGACCCGCGAACUUGUAGCGAAGGACUUUGCAACGGAAGGAAACGAGGAAACACUGCGUCAAGCAGCGCACAGCAUGGCACAAAAGCUAGCUGGAAGCCUUGCCCUCGUCACCUGCAAGGAGCCGCUGCGAAGCAACCUGUCGAGCCAUAUGCGCCAGUUUUUGAUUGAACACGGUUUCAGUGAGCAAAUGAUCCCUGACCCGGUGGUUGUGAUGCUCGUUCAAGAGAAUCUCGACCUGGCCUGCCAAGCCAUCGAGAAGGCAGCCAUGGAACGUGCUAUCGCCGAUGUGGACGAAAGCUUUGCUCCUGCGUAUGAAGCUCGGCGACGUCAUCGUCAGACAAAUCGGGGUCAGAUGUUUUGGGACAGCGCUGCGCUUAAUUCCAACUUCUCUCAAACUCUACCGGAUCCUCUCAGGAUUAAACCAAGCGGAGUUCAGCCAAAUCAGAUCGGCGUGUAUGAAGACUUCGCUGGCUUGGACACAAAACGUCGCUGGGCGAGUCGGCCGUCGUCGACUAUGUCAUACUCUCGUCAUGAUCCACUGUCUUCAGCGAUGUACCCUUCGUCCCCGGUCAUGGAUCAGCCCCUCACAGUACCAACAGUGCCGUCUCAUCAGGAAGCUAUGGACCGGUUCGGUGCUUUGGUCAAGGAGCUAGAGGCUGUUUUGAUUCAACUCCCAAUCCAGUCUCUUGCUGCGUUGGCGUCCAAUCACGAAGUUCGUCACUUGGUUAGGCAAAUCCUUUACCUCGCUGCAGAGUCUCCCGAUCGCCACCGCACACCGCUGUUAAUCUCGCAGAAGAUUGUUCAACUUCUGUACAAGACUCCUUCUCAGUUGGCCCGGGAUAUCUAUGUGGCCCUAUUGGAUCAGCUGUGUCACUCGUUUGAAGAUGUGGCGAAGGAGGCGAUCACCUGGUUAAUAUAUGCCGAUGACGAGCGCAAGCUCAACAUCCCGGUCACCGUAACUUUGCUUCGCAGUGGCUUGAUCACUAUAGCUCAACAGGAUCAGCAGUUGGCUAAGCUACUAUCCGGGGACCAGCGUCCAAGCCUCCAAAACUUCGCUGCCGGUCUCAUCCGCGAAUGCCUUACUUGCGACCCUCCCCUUGCCUCCCAGAGUCAAUUUUCGUUCACGAUUGAGGUCCUCACGCAGAUUGCUCAGUCCGGGAAGGGACACGACGAGACCCACCGAUUGUUGGAAGAUCUCAGGGGUGUUCGCCGACCCUCGCAGUCAGAGACGCAACAACUUCGUGAAAAGCUCUUCAUCUGGUUCCAGCAAUGGGUCACCGUUUUCCAGCGCUCUCAUUCGCCGGAAAAGUCAUUCGUCGCCUAUAUCACUCAGUUGACAAAGCAGGGCAUUUUGAAGGCCGAGGACGUCUCGUCGUUCUUCUUCCGAGUGUGUGCAGAAUCUAGCGUCAACAGCUAUCUCAAGUGCAUGGCGUCAGGUGACUACGCCUACGCAUUCCAUGCUUUGGAUGCGAUGUCAAGGCUCAUUGUCUACAUCAUCAAGUACCACGGGGAUGCAUCCGGCGUCAACAACGACCAGGCGAAGGUUCAUUAUCUGACCAAGAUUCUCUCGAUCUUUGUCUUGGUGCUUGCUAACAUGCAUGAGGAACAAGGACCCGCGUUCCAACAGAAACCCUUCCUCCGCUUCUUCUCUAGCUUGAUCAAUGAUCUGCAUGCCAUCGAGGGUCAUCUCGGAUCAGUCUACUUCCAGCUACUCCUUGCCAUCAGUGACACUUUCAGCUCGUUGCAGCCGACGUACUUCCCUGGGUUUGCAUUCUCGUGGAUGAGUCUCAUUUCUCAUCGGCUGUUUAUGCCAAAACUUCUCUUAUCCGAAAAUCGCGAGGGAUGGUCGGCCUUCUACAAACUCUUACUCUCGUUAUUCAAGUUCCUCUCUCCCUUCCUCAAGUCUGCCGAAUUGCAGCAAUCGUCCCGCGACCUUUAUCGCGGGUCGCUGAGAUUGCUUCUUGUACUUCUCCACGACUUUCCCGAGUUCCUCAGCGAGUAUUACUUCAGCCUCUGCGAUAUGAUCCCGCCUCGCUGCAUCCAACUCCGCAACAUCGUCCUUAGCGCCUUCCCCCCCACCUUGACCCUCCCCGACCCGCACCUUCGUAAUGUCAAAUUUGAUUCGAUUCCCGAAAUGGGACCUAUACCUCCUAUCCUUUCUGAUUUCACCUCUGGGCUGAAGACUGGUGAUCUUCGCACUCACCUCGAUCAAUACCUCCUCAAUCGUGGUUCACCGUCCUUCCUUCCUUCUCUCAAAGAUCGUUUGAAGCAGUCACCUUCGGACGGAAUCUCGGAGACUUACAACUUGUCUUUGAUCAACUCUUUGGUCAUGUACAUCGGAGUGUCUUCGGUAGCUCAAGCCAAGGCCAGGAGUGGCUCCUCUCUGUUCAACGCUGGCGACCCUGGUGUGGUUGCCUUGAGAUAUUUGGCGACGAGCAUGGACACUGAGGGUCAACACCAUCUAUUGAGCUCCAUUGUCUUACACCUUCGUUACCCCAACGCGCACACCCACUGGUUUAGCUCACUCGUUCUCUACCUCUUCGUCGAAGUGAAGGACGAUAUGUUCAGUGAAGUUGUAACCAAGGUUUUGUUGGAGAGGUUCAUUGUUCAUCGCCCUCACCCGUGGGGUGCCUUGGUCACCUUCAUCGAACUUCUCCGCAACCCCAAGUACGACUUUUGGAGCAAAGAUUUUAUCCGGGCUGCGCCUGAGGUUACCCUACUUCUCGAGAGUGUGGCGAGGUCCAUAUUCCAGUCAUGAAAGAAUCGCUUGUCGUAGUUCUGCUCGCGCUAUCUGUCCCAUCUACAUUCGUGCAUUCUCUUCUGGGCUUUCCUAUUAUCUAUCACACACUGUAUUGUACCAUCAUUCCCUCUGUCAACGUGUUUAAAAGGCAUCCGCGUGAGACUCGAACUUUGAUUUUUAGGUCCUACGAUGAGUACUUACACCUAUAUAUCCCCUGUAUCACACUACCUACGUACGCUUCGUUAAUGGUGCCAAGAGACGACCUCUUUCCAGCUC